Molecule: messenger RNA, 1044 nt
Organism: Lindgomyces ingoldianus
Lineage: Eukaryota; Fungi; Ascomycota; Dothideomycetes; Pleosporales; Lindgomycetaceae
Product: taurine catabolism dioxygenase
Exons: 2
Coding region: 1-1044 (347 amino acids)
Molecular function (GO): oxidoreductase activity
Source: RefSeq, a predicted model, not a curated record
AUGCCAGGCGUUCUCAUUCAAGAUACUCCCUUCAAGAUGAUUACUGUUAAAGAACUACAUCCAAGCUAUGCAGCAGAAGUCAUCGGAGCUGACUUCAUGGAUAUGUCGGAUGAGCAAUUGCGAGAGAUCAAGGCCGCGAUGGCCAAAUACGGCGUUCUAGUUUUCCGCAACACAGGAAUGACGGAUGAUGAACACGUUGUAUUCUCCUCUAAGAUCGGCGAACUUGACAACGUCAAAAGAUACCUCACUAGCGGUCGCAAGUUGCGCUACAAGCACUUUGAACUCUUCGAUGCCGGCAAUGUUGAUGAGGAUGGAAAUCCGAUCCACCCCGAUGCUCCUCGAUCGCACUAUAAUAGAGGCAACGCCUUGUUCCACGUCGACUCGUCCUUUAACCCACGCCGAGCUAGCUGGUCCCUCCUCAGAGCCGUUGAACUUCCACCACCUGGUAUGGGCGGCGAGACUGAAUUUGCUGAUAGUAGGACUGCGUGGGAUGAACUAGACGAAAGCCUAAAGAAGGAGUUGUUAGAAAAGGAUUAUAUUGGUGCACACACACUCUUGCAUUCGAGGAAGAGCGGGUCUCCGGAAUACUUCAAGGACCUCGAUCCCACGUCGCAACCCAUGACUCGCCAUAAAUUGGUUCAGACACAUGAGCCCUCUGGCCGUACCAAUCUGUACAUCGCGGCACACUGCCAUCAUCUUGAAACUGCAGAGGGACCUAUUCCUGGAGACGAGUCCAAUGCUCUGCUAAAGAAGCUGAUGGACCAUGUGACCCAGCCUAAGUACGUGUUGAGUGUGGAUUGGUUUAAUGAAAGCGAUAUGGUAGCUUGGGACAACACUUGCGUGAUGCAUAGGGCAACAGGGGGAAGUUUCGAAGGGAAGUUCAGGAGAGAUAUGAGGAGGACAACGGUACAUGACGAUAGCACAACAGCAUGGGGGUUGAAUGCUGGGCAAGAGGCAAGAGGUUUCAAUUUGCAGAAAGUUAUGGGUGAAGGGAAGGUUGAAGACAUUUCUGUGUCCGCAUCUGUUAUGAAGGCUAGCGCAUAA